CUCCUGGGAAAGCGAGGGGGAGAGAGAGAGAGAGAGAGAGAGAGAGAGAGAGAGAGCGAGCAUGGGCUGGUGUUUCCAGAACUGCCCUUCCUCUGAGAUGCAAACAUUCUUUUCACUGACGUUGAAAACGUAUUUGAAUCCUGGACCCUUGAAUUAGUAAACAAUGGCAAACCGGUGAUGACCUUUGUACCUCUGACUUUGACCUUUAAAAAAGAAAAAGAAAACCACGCACAAAUCUAGCAGCUCUUUCCCUUGGCAGAAUGUGGGGCUGAGACCCAGCUCAUUUCCCACCUGGCUCCACUAGGUGGCCCCUCGUGCUCUCGGAUGUCUGCGAGGCGUGCAGACAGGUGAAUGAAUCUCAUUGGCUUACGGGAGGCAUGAUGCCACCGGGCAGCCCUUUUUAAGAGAAAAGCCAGGACCGGUGCAAGAGCGACCCCUGAGCAGCGAUCCGGGUGCUGAGCACGGUGCUGAGCGCAGGGAUCCCGCGACUGCCGCGUUACAGCAACAUGAGCGAGCGACAAGGCACUGGGGCAACCAAUGGAAAAGACAAGACGUCUGGCGAAAAUGACGGGCAGAAGAAAGUUCAAGAAGAAUUUGACAUUGACAUGGAUGCGCCAGAGACAGAACGCGCGGCGGUGGCCAUUCAGUCUCAGUUCAGAAAAUUCCAGAAGAAAAAGGCUGGGUCCCAGUCCUAGAGGGAGAGCCCCCUCCUAGUCUUCCAGAAGACAGCGAAUUCAACCAUCAUCUGUCAAAGAAAUUAAAAGAACAACACCCUAGAGAGAAUUCAUCUGCACACGAUACACACAUGCACACCCGACCUGCAAUGCAUGUACAGAGACCCGUGAUAUUUAUUCCCUGAUAGGAAGGUGUAGACAAUGCAGCUGUGAGUGGCUUCAUCUCUGUUGAUCUCUAGUAUCGUUCCUCCUGCACCUGUUUUCCUUGAUGUUGUAAUAAAAUGGAGUUACGAAGCGUGA
Messenger RNA from Prionailurus viverrinus (fishing cat), 974 nucleotides. RefSeq names its product Purkinje cell protein 4 (gene PCP4). The coding region runs from base 507 to 695 and encodes 62 amino acids. Gene Ontology annotation, cellular component: cytoplasm. Gene Ontology annotation, molecular function: calmodulin binding; calcium ion binding. Lineage: Eukaryota; Metazoa; Chordata; Mammalia; Carnivora; Felidae. The record is from RefSeq and is a predicted model, not a curated record. The transcript is spliced from 3 exons.